AUGAAACAGGAGCUCCCGAUAGCCGAGCUUGAACAGUCCGCUGGUGAUUCUACCAGAAUGAAACCCGAAGAAGGGUUUACUCUUGUUCGCCGCCGUCGACUUAUACUGGAGGAAGAAUCCGAGGAAGAAUUCUAUGUGCAGGAGGUUCCCUCGCCUUCUCCCCCGAUCCAACCUGAUGUUGAGAUCCCUGUAGCGGGAGUCAAGGCUCGGGGUCGCCUUGCUACGGUGUCGGCAAUCUCACGUAGCAGAGCAGCUCGAGGCAAAAGAAGCAAACUGAAAGGGGAUCAUUCCCAUGGCUCUUUGCGAAUGACGGUACGGUCUGCUAGUCAGCAUAAGCUCCGAACCUUGGCUGCAAAGGGCACUAGCAUUGAAGCAGCCAAAGGGCAGGGUAGAGUAACUGGAAAAAAGGGGAGGGGAGGUGAGACUUUGGCACCAGUAGUGGAGGGAAGCGAGGGAGAUGGGGAAGGGAAAGAGGCUGCUACCUUAGCGUCAUCUCCAAGGGCUCCUCCUGCAGAGGAGAAAAUCCCUGUUGUAGUCGGGUUGGAGGAUCCAGACUCGGAGGAAGAGACACACCCUUUUGAGUUGCGCCGUCGACACCCUCAGGAAACCAAGAAACUGCAACGAUUGGCUCAAUCAACUAGGGUGAGUCAAGUGGUGCAGGCCUUUGAGAGUGGGCUAGCCAUGGCAGACCUAGAGCCAAAACCUAAUCUUGGCAAGCCGAAACCCAUUGGGGGAACUACGGGACAGGAAUUGGAAACACUUGUGGAGGAAACCAAUGCUUUUGACGAGUAUGGCUCGAACUUGAGUGACCCAAAAGUGGGGGUUAGAAAAAGGCAGAUUGAGGCGAUGGAAGGGGAUAUGGCGGAGUCUCCUACUCCUAAAAGGCAGUUUAUUGAAGAUGCAGCUGAAGUGGAAUCGGUGGAGGAAGCCAGCCGUGAAUGGCCCCAGCCAGAUAAAUGA
This is a messenger RNA of Linum trigynum, 960 nucleotides long. Lineage: Eukaryota; Viridiplantae; Streptophyta; Magnoliopsida; Malpighiales; Linaceae. The record is from the annotation of a GenBank genome assembly.